This is a messenger RNA of Ictalurus punctatus (channel catfish), 1827 nucleotides long. It is a transcript of the gene foxa, whose product is annotated as forkhead box A sequence. The transcript is spliced from 2 exons. The coding region runs from base 311 to 1423 and encodes 370 amino acids. Gene Ontology annotation, molecular function: RNA polymerase II cis-regulatory region sequence-specific DNA binding; DNA-binding transcription factor activity, RNA polymerase II-specific. Gene Ontology annotation, biological process: anatomical structure morphogenesis; cell differentiation; regulation of transcription by RNA polymerase II. The record is from RefSeq and is a predicted model, not a curated record. NCBI's taxonomy places the organism in Eukaryota, Metazoa, Chordata, Actinopteri, Siluriformes, Ictaluridae.
AAUAAUAUUAUAUAAAUUGCCCACGUGACAUUUAGUAGACUACAUUUUGUAUGCGCACUUUGUGUGUGUGUGUGUGUGUGUGUGUGUGGUCCGCCUGUGCUUCAUUGAUUGACUCUGUGAUUGGGUUCCUCGGUUCCCUCACUGACUCUCACUUAAUGUCGCGCGCUCUGUUCAGCACGCAGUGUAACAAAGCGGGUAUACUAAAAGACUUAAAGGGCGGAAAUAUGAGCGACACUGUGCAGUGGGGAAAAAAGUGGACAACGGAGGUCACAAGCUGGUCUGAAAAGAGCCCUCCGUCACUGCUUUUGACAUGAAACAGAAAUAUAGCGGACGGCGAACUUAUCGUGGAGCAGACAGUAUGCGAUUAAGCAGUGGGCCGUAUUCCUCUCCAGAGCAUCCCUAUCAUGUCUUCAGUCUACAAAGAGAAUCAUUGGCUGGAGAAGAUAUAGAAAAGAUUGAGACUCCACCAGAUGUCCUGGUCCAACAGAGAUGUCCUGAAGCAGAUCAUAAUAGAUUGGAGCUUCCAGACCUGAAAUCAGUGUACCGGAGAUCCUUCAACCACACCAAGCCUCCUUAUUCCUACAUCUCACUGAUUUACAUGGCUAUCCAGCAGUCACCAUCCAAGAAACUCACUCUGAAUGAGAUCUAUGACUGGAUCCGCCAGCUCUUCCCUUAUUACCGGCAAAAUCAACAGCGUUGGCAAAAUUCCAUCCGUCACUCCCUUUCAUUCAAUGACUGUUUUGUGCGUGUCCCAAGGUCCCCGGAUUCUCCAGGGAAAGGCUCCUUCUGGACUCUGCACCCUGACUCUGGCAACAUGUUUGAAAAUGGAUGCUACAUGCGCCGGCAGAAGCGUUUCCGGUGCCAGAGUACAUCACCAUCCACAACUAAAAAUGCUUCAAAGAAGGCAGACAGAGAAACAGUAAAGGAAGAGGGCAAGAAAAAGACAUCAGAGGUUAAAUCGACAGUCUUAUUGUCUAUCUCUCAGCCUCAGCCUUCUAAACCUCCUAUGCCAACAAUGUUUCCAACAGUCAUGGAUUGCCCUCCCAUGUCACCUUCACAUAUCCCACCUCAGCAACACACCACACACUCACUGACUCCAUUUCCUCCAUCUUCAGAAUCGUCUGCACACCUAACAAAUAUACCUUGCCCAACCAUGUCAACACUUCAACCAACCACCUCCUGCUCUCUGGAGCCUUGCGUUCAUGGAGAACCCUUCUUCCACCAGUCUCUUUCUGUGCCACCAAUUAUGGACUUUCAGUGCUAUGAGCCUCCUGUGAGUUACCCUGUUUAUUAUCCAUCAUCAAGCUCCAGCAUUCAUCAGUAUAACCCAUAUCUCACAGGAAAGGAGGAAUCCUCUUAUGCAGGAGACUCAGUGUGCUACUCUGGACUCAUGUGCCCACUGCCACUUUUAAGCUCCUCGUGAAGCACUAGUUUACCCGUUUGUCCGAGCUACUGAGGUGCUAAUUAUGUAUUUUCACUGACCUUUGGAAAAUACUGUAUAUAAAUUAAAAUUUUAGAUAAUAAACCUGCCCUCGAAUGCAAAUGUGUUUGUCAUAGAUAUUUUGACAGGACUCAUGAAUCGGUUGCUAGGUUUCCUCAUAAAUAAAGUUAAAUAAAUUUUAUUCAAUGUUGUCAUGAACCAGAGAUUAUUGAAGUCUUUGUGGUUGUAUUUGAUGUUAUAAACCUUAACUGAACAUUUCCAUAUCUGAACAAUUUCGGUUUUGGCACUAUUUUGCAUGUGACCAUAGAUUUUGGUAGGGCAGAAUGACAUUAAUAACAAACAUAGCCUCAAACAAAAUUAAGUUAUCACAAUUGAUUUAUGCUAUA